Mizuhopecten yessoensis (Yesso scallop) is the source of this 1292-nucleotide messenger RNA. RefSeq names its product 3-mercaptopyruvate sulfurtransferase-like. Lineage: Eukaryota; Metazoa; Mollusca; Bivalvia; Pectinida; Pectinidae. Gene Ontology annotation, molecular function: thiosulfate-cyanide sulfurtransferase activity. Gene Ontology annotation, biological process: transsulfuration. The transcript is spliced from 3 exons. Gene Ontology annotation, cellular component: mitochondrion. Bases 155 to 1030 code for a protein of 291 amino acids. The record is from RefSeq and is a predicted model, not a curated record.
CAUUUUGUCAACCUUCAGGGGACAGGGCAGGUUAUCCAACUGCUUCAGGACCUGUACAUGUCAGAUUGGAACACGAACUUGACCAAGCCAUUGGCACUACAGGAACUCUGAAAUGUAGAAUUUCUGUAACUGAGUACCUACAUCAAACACCACGAUGAAGAAAUUCAACACACUUAUCUCUGCCAAGUUGCUUCGCGAUUUCCUGUCAGGAAACGUGAAGAAUAUCAGAGUUCUAGACUCUUCAUGGCACUUGCCAAGUUUACAAAGGGAUGCUAACAUUGAAUAUGCUGAAAAACACAUUCCAAAAGCUUCCUUUUUCGAUAUUGACGAAUGUUCCGACGAAACGUCCCAAUUCAGCCAUACACUGCCACGCCAGUCCCACUUUGAAGACUAUGUCGGUAGCUUGGGGAUCGGUAACAACACCCAUGUCAUUAUUUAUGAUAAUAGUGAAACUGGAUUCUUCUCGGCCCCACGAGCAUGGUGGACAUUCAGAGUUUUUGGACACCAGUCAAUUUCUCUUCUGAACGGAGGGUUUCCACAGUGGUGUCUGGCAGGUUAUCCAACUGCUUCAGAGAAGCCAUCUUUUACAAAACAAACCUAUUCUGCUUCUAUAAAUAAAUCAAUGUUAAAGUCAUUUGAUGAUAUUGCUAGAAACAUAGAGAACAGAGAAUUCCAGCUUGUGGAUGCAAGAGGUACUGGAAGGUUUUAUGGCACAACUGCAGAACCAAGAAAAGGAAUGCCACGGGGACAUAUUGUCGGGUCAGUUAGCAUUCCCUACAGUAGCAUUAUUGACCCAGAGACAAAACAAGUGAAGAAUCCUGCUGAUCUGAAAAGAAUGUUUACUGACGGCAAGAUUGAUUUAGAAAAACCUGUUACAGCUACAUGUGGAUCAGGAGUGACUGCCUGCUGCCUCGCCUUAGCUGGACACCUGUGUGGUAGAGACAUACCUGUGUAUGAUGGAUCUUGGUCUGAAUGGUCAGUUAGAUCAGAACCGCACCAAAGAGUGUCGCCAACGGAUGCUGAAGCUUAAUCUACGUCACACACUGAGGUGUGAUCACCAUUGUCACACCACCAGAAAUGUCACCAAAGGACGCUGAAGCUUAAUCUAUGUCACAGGCUGAGGUGUGAUCACCAUUGUCACACCACCAGACAUGUCACCAAAGGACGCUGAAGCUUAAUCUACGUCACACACUGAGGUGUGAUCACCAUUGUCCCCCCCCCAGACAAUCUACGACACACGCUGAGCUGUGAUCACCAUUGUCACACCACCAGAAAUGUCACCAAAGGACGCU